This is a messenger RNA of Orussus abietinus, 714 nucleotides long. RefSeq lists its product as uncharacterized. The transcript has 2 exons. Lineage: Eukaryota; Metazoa; Arthropoda; Insecta; Hymenoptera; Orussidae. The coding region runs from base 1 to 714 and encodes 237 amino acids. The record is from RefSeq and is a predicted model, not a curated record.
AUGACUUGGACCGUGUUCACCUUCGCCCUGGCCAUAACCUUGGUCAAGGCAGGUUCAGUGACCCCCCUGACCCCGCAAGAAGAUGCUCUGGCAAGGUUCGAAAGUCAACUGGCGAGAUCGCUGGAGGAGGUCAAUGCCAAAGACUCCAUCGGCAUUUUCGGCGACAUGGUCACUUUGGAGAAGGUUCCUGUCAAGAGUGACGGGGAAAUUGCUGAUCCUGAAAAGGAUCCUUUGAUCAGAAAGGUCGAGGACUUCUUCAGGAGUCGCAGGAUUCGAGUCAGUCUUCCCGAUGAUGGGUCCUCUGCCGAUCUCUUAGGCAGGGCCCUCGGAGAAAAGGACUUCGAGGUCGAACUCGGAGGACUCGCGAGAGGCGCUUCUGAAGCUCGCACCAAGCUGAAGAGAAUUAUUCUGCCGGUGCUGUUGGCCCUGAAGUUGAAGGCAUUGAUCGUUUUGCCUAUAGUGAUCACCCUGAUUGGUCUUAUCGGUAUCAAAGGACUCGGAGCAGGGCUUACGGCUCUUCUUCUCUCAGGAGCAGUGGCCCUAAAAGCUCUCCUUACACCUCCACCUUCAUACCCAGCGAGAGUCAGUUAUGGAAUCGUAAAACCACAUGAUAUCCAUCACGACCAUUGGCACAGAUCCCAAGAAGAAGUGAAUCAGCCCUACAGAGGCUGGCCCGAGUAUCCUGAUCAAUAUCCUUACCAGGAUAUCCCUUAA